Messenger RNA from Humulus lupulus (European hop), 2776 nucleotides. RefSeq lists its product as uncharacterized. Bases 99 to 2168 code for a protein of 689 amino acids. NCBI's taxonomy places the organism in Eukaryota, Viridiplantae, Streptophyta, Magnoliopsida, Rosales, Cannabaceae. The transcript has 3 exons. The record is from RefSeq and is a predicted model, not a curated record.
UUAGAGUGUGAAGUGAGCGGCUGCUGUGCUGUGAGCUUUGAGUGAAGUAGGAGAUACUGAACAUAGAGAGGGAGAAAAAGGUUAGUACGUCCACACACAUGGCACCACCGCCACCACCACCGCCACCAUUCAUUAUCAGUAAGUUGAAGAAGCUCUGGGAUGUAUGGAAUCUUCGUGGUUUCAUUACGCUGAGUCUCUCUCUACAGAUUUUCCUAGUCCUCUUUGCAUCAUCCAGACAACGAUCUAAAAACUCAUUUUUCAUCUCCCUGAUUUGGGCGGCCUACUUGCUCGCCGACUGGGUUGCAGCUUUCGCCAUUGGUUUAAUCACACAAAUCGAAGACAACGACACCAAAACAGUGCUUAACCAAGAAAUUUACGCAUUCUGGGCUGCUUUUCUCUUGGUCCAUCUCGGUGGUCCUGACUCCAUUACUUCUUUUGCUCUCGAGGAUAACGAGUUCUGGAUUCGGCACCUUUUUGGGCUCAUCAUACAAGCCAUAGCAGCUGCUUACAGCUUCUAUCUCACCCCUUCCGGCAACAAGCUCUGGCCAUGUACGGUCCUUGUUUUCUUUGCCGGAAUUGUCAAGUAUGUGGAGAGGACUCGGGCGUUGUAUCUUGCGAGCUUGGACUAUUUUGGAAGGACCGCUUUGCCGAAGCCGGAACCUGGGAUUGACUACGAACAGGCUUCGUCUAUCUAUUCCUCGAAUUUGGUCAAGGCUCCAUUACAGGGAGAAAUCACUUCAGGGAGGCCAAGAGGUAGUACUAUGGGGAACCCUUAUUUUGAACUUGAUAGAAUCACUUCAAGUGUUUCGAUUGAGAUAAGGCAACUGAGGGUCGCUCGUCUUCUCUUUGAGAGGUUCAAAGGGCUCAUUGUUGGCUUCUUUCUCAACUUCGACGACAGAAAAUCCAGCAGAGAGUAUUUUCUGAAAGCUGAUUACAAAUCUGCUUUUAGAGUAUUAGAGUACGAGCUCAGCUUCAUGUUCCAGGUUCUUCACACCAAGACGGUCGUGGUGAAUCAAAGAAUAGGCUACAUCUUUCGGUUCAUUAGCUUCCUUACCAUAUUGAGUGCCGCAGUAUAUUUUCUAUUAGUUGAAAAGCACCAUUUUGGAAGGCUUGAAAUUUUUCUUACUUAUGCCUUGCUCAUUGCAGCCAUUGCCCUCGAGAUCAUAUCGAUUACUGUGCUUAUAUGCUCUGAUUGGACUCUGGUACUCGUUAAAGAUAACUGGACAGAUUAUGUUCCUUCAUUUAUCUUAAGACGACAAAGGUGGUCGAGGUUGAUCUCUCAGUAUAAUAUGAUAAGCUAUUGUUUAGACGAGCCUCCUAUGUGGUUCUACCGAUUUGCCAAGUUUGUUCACGUUGAUGAAAUUCUAGACAACAUGAAAAUCAGGUGGUACUCAUCUUCGCAUAAGGUUCCUGAAGAUCUUCAAGAAUUUAUUUUUGUGGUUCUGCAAAAGAAAUCCGAGGAGGCAUUCAGUUUGAGAGAUGCAAGGGAAGCAUGCCUACAAAGAGGGGAUUCAGCUUUGUUGGAAAGUACCAUUAAGAACAAUGUUGCUGGCUAUCUCAAGCUAAAAUGGAGCGUUGGAGACUUCAAAUAUGCAGAAAGUGUUCUAUUGUGGCACAUAGCUACUGAAAUAUGUUGCCUAGACGAAACCACAAGCAGUAGAUGGGAAAAUAAAAGGAAGAGGUACUGUAAGAUUCUUUCAGAUUAUAUGUUUUAUUUACUGAUUGCACAACCUACUAUGUUGUCCACAGUUCUGGGUGAUUGGCAUGUGGCAUUCCAGGAUACUUGUGCUGAGGGCAAGAGAUUUUUCAAAAAGUAUUCAAUAUUAGAUCAUUCAAUGGCUUUGGAUAAGAUGAAAUCUACAAAAUCAAAAUUCAGAUCAGCUGCUGUGAAGGGAACUAAAAGUAAAUCUGUGUUCUUUGAUGCAUGCAUGCUCGCACAACAACUGUUAAAUUUUGAAAAUGAGCGGUGGACAAUAAUGGAUCGAGUGUGGGUGGAGUUCAUGUCUUAUGCAGCCAUUAAUUGUAGACCGAUUAUUCAUGCACAGCAACCAAGCAGGGGUGGAGAACUUUUGACUUUCACUUGGUUGUUGAUGAAUCAUUUGGGUUUAGGCACACAGUUCUCUGAGCAGGAAGACCAACCUGGAAUGAAAAGGGCGGCUGUGAAGUAAUAAAACUAAAAAAAACAAUAUCUUAGGGCCAAUCCCAAAGAAGAGCAAAGUUGAUUAAACCAUUAUAUGAAAGAAAUACUUAAUAUGUAUCAUUCUUCUCAGUUUAAGGAUAAAGAAAUGAAAGAAUUUGGAUCAAUUGGUGCAAGUAGAAGCAUCAGUUGAGAAUUGAUUUCUCCAUGGCAGCACCUGUACUUGGUGCCAUGGCCUCAGCAAUGUGCCUUGUCCAUGCUGCAGCCCCAGUUUUCUUGUGUCCAAGUCUAGAAAUUUUCAGCAGGCAUUAUUAUGGCUUCAGAAUACACCUCGAUGCUUAUGAGAUCCAAGACAUAGCAUCAGAUCACCUUUGGAGUGCUAAGGUACCAAAUAGUUAUUUUAAAAGUUGAUAUUUUCAAGGCCUAAGAGCAGGCUUAUCUUUUGUAAUUGAAAAUCAAGAUUCUUUGGUGAGUAAAAACUUGUUACAUGUGCAUUGAUGAGAACCUGCAAAGGAGAGUGAGUGCCAGGGGCGGGGCGUGAUGUAACGCCCUGGAUAGCCAAUGCCGCUACACUGUGUACUUAUAAAGGUGCAAGACUUGCUAAUCAAAUCAUUAAUUUGAAAUCGUGUUGCUAAACAU